Sarcophilus harrisii (Tasmanian devil) is the source of this 2125-nucleotide messenger RNA. RefSeq names its product small integral membrane protein 28 (gene SMIM28). The transcript is spliced from 2 exons. Lineage: Eukaryota; Metazoa; Chordata; Mammalia; Dasyuromorphia; Dasyuridae. Bases 510 to 1010 code for a protein of 166 amino acids. The record is from RefSeq and is a predicted model, not a curated record.
UCUAUGUACGGUCUAAUCCAGUAGCAAUUAAAGGGAAUUUAGCUUGUUUUCUUCCUUCCUGCUCUGAGAUAGAGAUCUCAGUCUCUGGUCAGGGGUACAGUGAGGGAAUAGGAAAGGGUGUGGGAAGGAGGGGCAAAAGUCAUGUUUAUUAGAUACCUAAAUUUAGAAACCCAUCUAUCUAACGAAUUAGAUUGGUCUUGGAUUCAGAUGCAAAUUCUACUCUAAUAAUCCUAAUGCAGAAAAUCAUGCCUGAAACUUGAUGCCUGCUUUCUCAAUAUCACAGACCACUGAGAUAAACCCCAGAGAAAUUAAGUUAAAAUAGCUAGUUCAGCCUAGAAGGUGCCUUUGAUACUUUCCUCUGCGGCUGCUAAUCACAGGGGAAGGGUUUGCUAAUGGUCAUCAGCUGAGACUAUCCCAGCAGGGUGAGGGCCAAGAGCAAGGGGCGUUGUUUAAAUCUGGAAGACAAGGUGGAAGAACAAUAACAGAGACAGCAUCAGCUUGAUGAAAGCAUGAGGUGGCUGUUAAGAAGCAGCUGGAGGCAGUUUGGACCUGCUGGCAGAGGCGCCUACGAAUGGUUAACUAGUGAACCAAGUCUGCCACUUCUGGACACCCAGCUGCAGAGCACACAUAAGAUAAGCUCUACCAAAGAAGACAUUGAGCCAUUCCUGUGCAUCAUUCUUCCAGCCACCAUCCUGCUUUUCUUGGCAUUUGUGCUACUUUUCCUGUAUCAUCGCUGUAAACACCCAAGACCCCAGGGGCAGAUCUUCAGCAUUGACCUUCCAGAACACCUACCAGAGAGAGAAGUGACUGAUUUCCUUUCAGUCUUACCUUGGAGCACUGAGCAGACCUUCCAUUAUUCGACCUUGCACCCUGAAGCUACUUUCCUCACAGUGUGCCUGCCACCCUCUUAUGAGGAGGCCACUAUGAAAACUCCUGAGGAAGAGGUCCAAAAUAGGAUUGCCCAAGGUCUAGUGCCUCUUUAUGAAGAAGAGAGCACACACGUAGGUUGAAUGAUAAUAAAUGACCUUGACUUGCAAAUCCCUCGUAUCAAUAGCUAGCAGCCUUUUAACUGGGAAGAAUCCAAAAAACUGGAUCAGGGAAAGGGAGUAUGAUAGUUCAUGAAACAGGAUAUUCCUAGACUGAAUGUAAGCACUAGAGAUAAAUUACAACUUUAAGAGUAAAGGCAAAUUUAAAUCCAUGUAUACUUUCUGUAACAUUAAUGAAUAUUUUUCUUAUUUCAGAAACAUAAGUAAGAUAAAAUAAAUAACACUUUCAAUUCUCUACCCCAAGUGGGAAGAAAAAUUCCAUGAAGGUGAAAGAAUUUAGCUGAAGUUGCCAAAGAUCAUUAGCUAAUAAACACACCAAAGAAUAUUUCCCCCUCAAGAAACUCUUGAGAAUUUAACAUAGAACAAUUCUUGGCAAUAGACAUCAAGAAUUGUUUUAUAUCUUUUACCAAAGUGAGUUAAAUGAAUUUGGAAUAGUUAGACGAAGGAAAAUAAAGACCAGUGUCUUUGAGAAUAACUGGUUAAAUAUAGCUUCACUUUUGUCCAUUCUUAAAACAGACCAAUGAAUAUGUGUAUCUAUAUGUGUCAGUGUGUGUAUGUACAUAUAUAUAUACAUAUACUCCCAUAGAUAUGCAUAUACCUAAGUUUUAUUCAUGUUUUGUUUUUAUGUAACAUAUAUUUAUAGUUUUUCAUGAGAGGUCUCAUAACAAAGAAAAAUAUUUAAGUAGAAUUAAUAACAAAGUGACUUCAUCUGAAGGUAUAGUAUUUCAUAACUGUAGCACACACUCUCACUUUUCUAUUUAAAUCUAUUUUCUUUCCUUUAUAUCCCUAUUUUAUUGAAGAAAAAAAAAAGGGAAGAAAAUUUCUUGAAACAAAAAUGCAUGGUCAAACAAAAAUUCUCCCAAUGGAUAUCCACAAAUAUACAUCAAUAUGUAGCAUAUACGUUUAUAUGUGUCUAUUGUACACAUAUCACAUACACAUUUUAUAUAUUUCUUCCUUAUUCCAGUGAUCUGGAAAUGAUUUUGAAAGAUGUCAAGAGUUAAGAAUUGUGGAUUUAAAGUGUCAGGGAUAUUUAACAAUUUUAUCAAGGAAAUAUUGAAAGUUUCUUCAUCUAAAGGAAC